UGCCGCAACAACGACGACGUCGACUAUUAAAGGUGUGAGUGGCAGCAGUGCACCGAUUACUACACUACCUUCAAUAACAUCAACUGCAAAACCAUCGUCAGCAACACCAACCUCGGUAAAACCCAUAACAACAGUAACACUACCAUUAACAUCGACAUAUACAAAUCCGAACACAGGCAACAGUCCUACCAUUGCUCCAAAACCUAUUUCAUCAACUAUUAUUCUUCCGAGUUUCCCGCCGACAUAUACAAAUCCGAACGCAGGCAACAGUCCUACCAUUGCUCCAAAACCUAUUUCAUCAACUAUUAUUCUUCCAAAUUUCCUGCCUCCUGGAAAUAAUCCACCUGCAACAGUAAGUACUAAAAAUACAAUUACAGUUACUUAUCAAUCCGUUCAGCAAACUAUUAGGACUGAGAGUAAAAAUAACGAAUCAAAUUCUCAGGAAAAACCACAAAAUGAAAUGCCUACACAAACAACUACUACUGAGAGUAAUUUGCCUACUUCGCAGGGAAUUCAAACUUCUAUUAGAUCUUCACCUAAUUCCAGCACAAAAUAUCUUACAUCCACUUUGGCAACUUCCGCCACAAAAUUAAUUACUACCACUUUGGAGAAUUCUUCCGUAAAAAUAAUCACUACCGUUGUGUCGUCAUCUACAGUAGUAGUUACUACUUCAAUUGUGUCUGAUAUUUUUUCAAGUGCUAAUUCAUUUCUGCUCAUUGAUACGAUUUUUGAAAGGAUAAUAAUGACUUCAAUUUUCUCUUUUGGUUUAAGUUUAAUUUUUAUUCGAUGA
This is a messenger RNA of Ambispora gerdemannii, 790 nucleotides long. The record is from the annotation of a GenBank genome assembly. NCBI's taxonomy places the organism in Eukaryota, Fungi, Glomeromycota, Glomeromycetes, Archaeosporales, Ambisporaceae.